AUGAAAUCUACCUCAUCAUCAUUGUUCAUAAUUUUUGUACCUCUCAUAUUUUAUGCCAUUGUUCCAGCAUUAUCUCUCGACUUGUAUGAAUCUGUAUGCAAUGAAGCUGGACAAGAUGCCAAUAGUUGCAUCAACACUUUGAAAGGUGACUCAAGAAUCGUUGGAGCCAAAAACUAUCUUGAUCUCUCAAAGUUUAUCUUAGAGAUAGCAUUCAAUAAGGCAACAUCAGUUCAAUCUUAUUUUGCCAAAGUGGCUAUUCGUUUCCCCGAGGAUAAUGGUAUUAGACGAUGUUCAGUUGUAUUCUACGUUAAUGUUUUGGAAGAUUUCAAAAGUGCAACUUAUAAAUUGGGUUACAAUCCUAAAGGUGCAAUUGAUGAUAUACAUGCUGCUGGUGAAGAAGUUAUGAAAUGUGAGAAAGUUCUUAGUGGUGAAAAGUCAUACAAUCCAUCAAUGCAUGCUCUAAACGAUGGGAUCUAUUUACUUAGUAAAAUAGCUUCUUUAACUGUAAAUCAUUUUGCACUUAAGGAAGGUUGA
This is a messenger RNA of Vicia faba (fava bean), 534 nucleotides long. Lineage: Eukaryota; Viridiplantae; Streptophyta; Magnoliopsida; Fabales; Fabaceae. The record is from the annotation of a GenBank genome assembly.